CACAGCCCCACAUCCAUCACACUGCGUCACGAGAAGUUGAACCUCCAAGCAAACCAUCCCAUUGCCACCUAAAUUUGAUAGCGUAACCACUCUGAAAAGGACAGAACAAAAGCCACAGCGUCUGGGCAUUCUCCACACAUACCAGAGGGACCUCGCCAUAACUUCUCAUUUUUUUUUCUUUUUUUUCUUUUUUCUUUUUUGUUUUGCCACACCCGCUGCCAGCAUGUCACCACCACCACCGCCCACGGCUGCCACCAGGGGCCCAAGCCCGCUCGGCCCGCUGGUCCGCCUCCGGGGCAUCUCAACCUCCCACCUCCCAGCGCCCGCGGCCACCACGGCCGAGCUCGCGCCCCUGCUCACCAGCAUCCUCCGCGAAGCGCUCCCCUUCAUCGACAGCGCCGCGCCGCGCCAGCCGCCCACCACCAACAACAACAAGCCCGGCAGCACGCCAACGCUCUGGAAGCGCCGGAGCACCAAAACCUGGGCCCCCUCCUCCACUGCCUCCUCCUCUUCUUCCUUACAACCGACGCGCAUCGAGCGCUUCACGCGCGUCAUCCCCGCCUCCGAGCUGCGGCCCCUUGCCGCCGCCGCCGCCUCCUCUGGCGCUGCCACCACCACCACCACCACCACCACCGCAGCGGCGCGCGAGAGCGAGAGCGAGACCUGGGUGUGCCGCCGCAGCGAGCAUGCCGACCGCGCGGAGCGCGGCACCGCCUCCUGGGCCGAGUUCGAGCGCUGCUUCCGCGACGAGCACGCCGCGGCCGAGGUGGCGUUCACGCCGGCCGCCGUGGCGGGUCACGAGGCGCUUGUUUGGGCGGUGGACGGGCGCGGUGGGGAGCAGCGGGGCCGGGGUGAUGAGGGUGCUGGUGGUGCUGGCGCUGGUACUGGUGGUAAUGGCGGUGUGCGGCCGUUGGAGGUGGAGGAGGGCGGGCGGGUGUGGGGGCGGUUCACGCUCAAGGUGGUCGAGAUGCGGCAUCGGGUCGGCAGGCCGGUGCUGAAGGACCGGACGUUUCCCGUGCUGCAGAUGACGGCGGCGGCGGUGGUGGAUGGGCUGGCCGGUGGGGCCAGUGAUGAGUUCGUCGUGGUGAGCAUUCCCGUGCCGGACUUUGCGCUGUCUGAGCACAGCAAGCUGGCGCGGGAACCGGGCGCGCUGGUCGCGCGGUAUGUCAGCGUGGAACGGUUUCGCAGGCUUGGCGGGGACGGAGAGGAGCGGAUUGAGUGGCUGAUGGCAACGGCGAGCGAUGCGGGCGGCGUCUUGCCCAUGUGGGUGCAGAACAUGGCUACGCCGGGCGUGAUCUGGAAGGACGUGCCGCUGUUCCUGGACUGGAUCGCGCGGGAGAGGGAGGCGAGGGAUGCCACUAAGGGUGGUCCGUCAGGUUAAGGCGACGACGGCUCAGAAAACGGCCGGGUACGUCAGAGGCGAGACGCGCCCCAGGCUUCCGCAGGUGCUUGAGUCCUGCGUGUACAAGUAAUGAUA
Thermothielavioides terrestris NRRL 8126 is the source of this 1477-nucleotide messenger RNA. RefSeq lists its product as uncharacterized. The coding region runs from base 224 to 1381 and encodes 385 amino acids. The record is from RefSeq and is a predicted model, not a curated record. NCBI's taxonomy places the organism in Eukaryota, Fungi, Ascomycota, Sordariomycetes, Sordariales, Chaetomiaceae. The transcript has a single exon.